Messenger RNA from Aspergillus ibericus CBS 121593, 767 nucleotides. RefSeq lists its product as uncharacterized. The record is from RefSeq and is a predicted model, not a curated record. NCBI's taxonomy places the organism in Eukaryota, Fungi, Ascomycota, Eurotiomycetes, Eurotiales, Aspergillaceae. The coding region runs from base 130 to 591 and encodes 153 amino acids. The transcript is spliced from 2 exons.
UGGAUAUCGGCCCUACAUCGACUAUCCCAGUCUGACAGCGAACUAUUCGUUCUGCAUCCUGGAACACACACUUGUUUCUAUCAAGACACAAGUCCAAUACGGGCAUACUGAUAUCUAAACAAUUUUGCUAUGGUUUUACGAGAUCGAGGAAAAUUGUCCAAGUGCAAAAGCUCAACAACACUGACCUUGAACGCUAAGACCCCAGCUCGGGAGACGAAACCACGAACACUCGACGAUCAAAUCCCAUUUCAACAUUCUAAGCGGGAGAGUUUCGAUGCCAAUCCCUUCCACCUUGGGUCUGCAGCUUAUCCUGAAGUCUGGAACCUUUCAAUGAGACGCUAUGUGCGAGACGUUCUAGUGUCUCAGUGGUCAGUUCUCUACAUACACUAUGUGUUCAUGAUGAAAAUCGUCCCCUCUUCAGACCGGUACGUAGGGGAUGUGGUCAGAUGGGCUAGGAAAGGGCGGGAUAUCAUCACGGUGGCAGAAUUUGCACAUUCACGCUUAUGCCACCUAUGGCAGCCACUCGGUACAUCAUCGUCAUGUGUAGACCGAGUGGAUGAUCAGAGCGCAAUGAGGGAGAAUAACCAUUGAGGAACGAGAAUAUAUCACGAAGUGUGACCCCCCCGUUAAUUGCAGGGAUCAACUACCUAUUGUGUGGUAUUUGGCAAGGCAACCAUUAUAGCUAGGCUAAGCGGGUAUUAUUGGGUAUGAAUGAUGCAUGAAACAAGCCAGGCAUAAAAAUAUGACUGCAACAAGGCAAAUCGGCA